Vitrella brassicaformis is the source of this 3916-nucleotide messenger RNA. The record is from the annotation of a GenBank genome assembly. NCBI's taxonomy places the organism in Eukaryota, Vitrellaceae.
ACCACGGCAGAUUGGACCACAUCCGGCUGCUGCGGGCAGGGACACCACCAGGGAGAUCGGCAGGGACACUGCUGCUGCGGGAAGGGGCGGAGGGAUCAUCCCCAUCAGCAGCAUCGACAUGCGGAUAGCGAUGGAUAGGGCGAGGUAUCAAGACGCGGCAGAGCUACUCACGCCCAUAAAGAUGGUAGCAAAGACUGAGUGAAUGCUGACAUGCUUGUCUCUGCCCCUUGCUCCGUCGCCUGCUGUUUGUUUGUCGGAUGAAGACCGCUCAUCGUCGUGAGCAGAUGCAGCAGCAUCUGGGGGAGGGAGGAGGGAUGGCCAUGAGGACAACAGACGACAGGGAAAGGGACGCGGGGCCACCGGUGAUCCUGCUGCAGCCGGCUGCGCCGGAUAUCAACCUGGACGAGAUGGUCUUCAUCGGGACACUAUUUAAGAAGAGUGAAUGAGCAGAGGCUAGCCAGACACACACGAUGAGACCGACAUCCCCCCUCUCUCUCUGUGUCUGUCUGUCUGUCUGUCUGUCUGUCCGUUAAUGUGUGCAUGUAGGUCGUUCUUACCGCAUGAAGAAGAUGCUUCACCCGCACAGUCUGAGCAUCUUGGUCGUCAGUGAGAUACCUCUCGUGUCCAGGGAACUGAGGUCAAGCACACAUGGCUGAUGUGGUCGAUCUCGAUGGAUCAAUGAAUCAUCUCGUUCAGGGCGAGCCUUUCUCGUUGGGUGAGCAAGUGGCAGCACCUGCAGAGGCUCUCGCCCGCGUUCAUCGGUCAGGUGAAAACACUGGCUGACUGCACAAACGCCAUACUGUCAAUCAAGUGCCUGCACGCCUCCUCAAUCAUUGGUCCUUGUGUCUGUCUGUCUGUCUGUCUGUCUGUCUGUGUACCUUCAUUGAUCUGUCCGUCAUCCAGCUGUGCAUGGCAUGGCGGUGAAUCAGCCCGAGGCGCAUGCGUCGGUCGUCACAGAGUACAUGGAAGCCGGGUCUCUUGACGCGCUCAACCAGGUCGUCGGAGGUAUGCUCACGCAUGACCCGUGGAGGGAUUGAAGGCACACCCUCUGUCUCUUUCUUUAUCUCUGCUGUUGCAUUGUCACAGGCCUUCCCGAGCUCUGCUUGCGCGAGCUGUGUCUGCCGCUGCUCACUGUACGCUAAGGGAAGAAGCAAAGAGUAUUGCUCUGUGAUUCUCGGUGUGUAGGCUCUGGACGUGCUUCAUCGUGAGUGCCGUUCUCUGCACGGUGGCCUGACAACGUCCCAGGUGCUGUUCGACCACAAGGCGAACAGCAAGCUUUCGCUGGGGCUCUCAACACGAGUUGCACUGCAAACAGAGUGUAAGUCGGUGGGUUGGGUGCAGGGACACGCCGGACCAGACCCACUGUAUGUGUGUCUCUUCGUCGCUUUGUGUCUCUAUCUAUGAUGUGCACAGCGCGUGACACGGCGCAGGUGAGUGCCGCUUCGCCUGCGGAGGGAGCCGGGGCCGUGGGCGAUGCGCGCAGAAGGCACAGAUACUCAAAGGGACCCACCGUCCGAAACAUCGCUGUGAGCAUGCCUCGGAUGAAAUGAAUGAGCGCUGAUCAUUCACGUCUUUGACUGCCUUGUGCAGGAGGCUGAGUCAGAAGGCGAGAAGUCGCAUCGACAGGCGGGACCUCCAAACUCACUCCACUCGGGUGGUCCGAAUGCCGACGACCCAGGUGCAGCAGACAGGUCAGCACAGCAACAAGGACGAGACAGAAUCAUCCUCUUCAUUCAAUGCGCGAUGGAUCAUGUCAGCUCGCUCCAACAGCAGCUGUCCAUGUCUCAUUCCCCGUCCGCGCCAGCCCUCCCCAUGCCCAGCGAGAUGCAGACGCUCCGCCUGUCCAACCUGACCCAGACACCCCCAAUGGGCCGCCUUCAUGAAGUCGACAUCUUCGACCUGGGUCUGCUGCUGCUGGCAACGGCUGUGGGAGGGUAUGACGUGUUGCUACACCACGUGUCGAAGGUCCUGCCUCUCAAGGCGCAGAUUGAGGCUGAGAGAAAGAGCAGGAAGGGGGGAAGAAGCCUCAGGGUGGAGGCGCGCAGACAGAGCAAGGGGGGACACCCUCCCGCGUAAGUGGGCGGCCGAGAAAGAAAGAAAUGAACAAUCGUCUUCAAGCUUCUUACCGACUGAUUUGCAGGCCUCCCCGCCGGCCGCAAAACAAGCGGCCUGGCGAGCUGUCGCCUCAGUCGGAUCCCCAGCCCUCCACAAUGGGUACUGAUGUGUCUGGCAAGCGGCGGUCGUACACCUAUGGCGAGUACGGGGUGCAGUACUAUGUGGCCAUCGAGGCGCAAGACGAGGAGGUAAAAAAUGCUGCCUGGCCGGCCGGCUGGCGGGUGGGCGGGCGGGACGAGAUAAGACGGAUGUCGAUGGGUGUUUGUGUUCAGAGGCAGGAGGCGGGUGAGGAGGAGUCAAUCGACGAUGAGUCGGGUAAGCGGAGAGAGAAGGAGAAAGAACGAAAGUAGGAUAGAUCUUCUUCUUCUGAAUGUUUUCGCUUUGAUGCAGAGGAUGAGUAUGAGAUAGCUCAGAGGAAGGGCCGACUGCAGAUCUUCGACGAGAAGUACACACAAGGAUGGCCACACAUGCCUCAUUAUGUCUCUGCCCGUCAUAUCUCUGUCAACAGAGACGGUCUGGACGAGAAGGCCUCGACGAUGGGCAUCCUGCUGGAGGAAGCAUUUGCCGAGCAGCCGCCACCCCCUCCCCUGCCUCCGCCCCUCCCGUCGACCCCCCUACCCUUCACACCAUCGCACCAGGGAAGCGUCGUGGGAUUCACCAGCCUCCUGAGCGAUCCCAGGAUGUCACGGGAUGACAACAGGUGCAUAAUACACUGCAUAUGAGUGUGACAAUUGCUGAGAAGUGCAUGUGUCUCUUGAUUGUAUCGCUAGUGAGGCGCCGCUGCCCACCUCGCCCCCAUUGGUGUCCACAUCUGAGAUGAUCGACAGCACGCCUUUUCCCCCACCGACGUGCCCGUUUCCUGUCGGGGCGCCCUCGGAUGGGGGAGGCCGACAUGUCGCUGUACCGCACAUAGACACGAGGCCGCCUGCUGCCCUGCCAGUGACCAGGAAAGGGCCGGUGCAGCUGCAUCCAGGCAUUCCCCCGAUCAAGGUCAGUCGAGGCUUGUGAGACAUGGAGAGACUGCGAACGCAUUGGCGCUGUCUGUAUUUCCCAUGCGCAGGAUUUGCUGUUCAAUCGGAGCUGCAGUGCAGGAUUUGUAGACUUCCUGUCUCUGUGCUUAUGCCACGACUCUGCGCUGCGACCGACGGCGGCUGAGCUGCUGCAGCACGAAUGGAUGAAUGCCCCUCCCGAGGAGACACGUGGGCCGCGGGUAGGGCUGCUGGCGGGGGGCGGCUUGUUGAUCCAUGCUCCAUUGGUUGUGUGUCUGCGUAUUUUAUGGGUGCAGCUAUGUCUCUCCGAGUUGCUGGCCGUCAAGACUCAGCUCAGCACAACACCUUCACGCGGACUCAGGUGGGUCGAAGACGCAAAGAGGUCGUCGCGGUCAUAAACAUGCCUCUCUCAAUUCCCUCUUGUCUGCAGUCGGGUGAUUCCCAACUCCACUGAGGUCUAUCUGAAUUGUCUGUCCCAGUGGCUCGCGCCCUUUUGGAACAAGCCACAGGUGCACACGACCAAGAGAGACGAUUCCGCGAGAAGGAAGGAGAUCCUGGUCUACGACACAGCCAUCACACUGGGGAUGCCGCAGCAGGUGCAUUUGUCUCAGUAGUCAUGUUGGUUGGCACUCCUGCAUAUUCAUCGUGUGCGGCUUUCAGGAUGUGCGUGAAAUGCUGGAGGCGAAGAUUCGGGAGCAUCUGACGGGCGCGGGGAGGUGACCGCGGGGGCCAAGUGAGGGUGAAUCCAUCGAUUACGCAGGAAGGCUUUUUAUGAUUCCAGUCCUGAUCUCAGUGUGGCUUGUAGAUAAGAG